AUUUCUCUGAUACCCUAAUUUGGGUCACAGAAUGGUUAAAGCAGCUUUAAGUGGAGAGUGGAUUUUUUUUUCUCAGUUUGUCUUCUGUUUUCAACUCUGAGAGAAUGUUCUGGCCGCUCUUUUUCCUAGUGACUGCUGUCCAUGCUGAACUCUGUCAUCCAGAUGCAGAAAAUGCCUUUAAAGUCAGACUUAGCAUCAGAACAGCUCUUGGAGAUAAAGCAUACGUCUGGGACACAGAUGAAGAGUAUCUCUUUAGAGCAUUGGUGGCAUUCUCCAUGAGAAAAGUUCCCAACAGAGAAACUACAGAAAUUUCCCAUGUCCUGCUUUGCAAUGUAACCCAGAGGGUAUCAUUCUGGUUUGUGGUCACAGACUCUUCCAGAAAUCACACUCUUCCUGCAGCUGAAGUACAGUCGGCCAUAAGAAUGAAUAGGAACCGGAUCAACAAUGCAUUCUUUUUGGAUGAUCAUACUCUGGAAUUUCUAAAAAUUUCUUCCACUCUUGCACCCCCCACGGAUCCAUCUGUGCCCAUCUGGAUUAUUGUAUUCGGUGUGAUAUUUUGCAUUGUUGUAGUUGCAAUUGCACUACUGGUUCUAUCAGGAAUCCGGCAACGAAGAAGAAACAACAAAGGACAUCCUGGAGUGGAAGAAGCAGAAGACAAGUGUGAAAACAUAAUCACAAUUGAAAAUGGCAUCCCCUGUGAUCCCUUGGACACAAAGGGAGGGCACACUAAUGAUGGCUUCCUGAGAGAGGAUGAGCGCCUCACUCCUCUCUGAGAGUGACAGUCACUUUGGUUUUACCAUUCAAUUUUUUUGUAAGAAAUUUACAACAUGCUUGCAUGUGAUAGACAAAGACUAAUGAAAUCAUAAGGCAAAAUAAUCUAGAUUUUUUUCUGAUACGAAUGUGUAAAUGUAGUCAUGUGUUUUGUAGUUACUGAUUUGAGCAUUUCUAGAAAUAGUCAGAGCUAUUAAUAUAUUUCAUACUUUAAAGACCUAAGGGGAAUUUUUUCACUAAGUGGAGAAUAGCUAUAGCAUGGUAUAGAAAUA
Molecule: messenger RNA, 1043 nt
Organism: Acomys russatus (golden spiny mouse)
Lineage: Eukaryota; Metazoa; Chordata; Mammalia; Rodentia; Muridae
Gene: Cltrn
Product: collectrin, amino acid transport regulator
Exons: 6
Coding region: 105-773 (222 amino acids)
Source: RefSeq, a predicted model, not a curated record